CCGGCGCGCCAGCUCCACGGCCCCGGCUGGCGGGCGCUCGCCCGGGCUCACCAUGCACUGCCACGCGGAGCUGAGGCUGAGCUCGCCCGGCCAACUCAAAGCAGCCAGGCGGCGCUACAAGACUUUCAUGAUCGACGAGAUCCUCUCCAAGGAGACCUGCGAUUACUUUGAGAAACUUUCGCUGUACUCCGUGUGCCCGUCGCUGGUCGUGCGACCCAAGCCCCUGCAUUCCUGUACCGGCCCCGCUUCCCUCCGGGCAUAUCCUCUCCUCUCAGUGAUCACCCGACAGCCCACGGUCAUCUCCCAUCUGGUCCCCACCACCCCGGGAAUCGCCCAGGCUCUGUCCCGCCACCCUGCUGCCGAAGCUGCCUCUGCGGAGGCCCCAGGCGAGAACCACGGCAGCAGUGAGUCUGAGACGGAGCAGCCCACGCCCCGGCAGAAAAAGCCCCGCCGGAGUCGCACCAUCUUCACCGAGCUGCAGCUCAUGGGCCUGGAGAAGAAGUUUCAGAAGCAGAAGUACUUGUCCACCCCAGACAGGUUGGACUUGGCCCAGUCUCUGGGACUCACUCAACUGCAAGUGAAGACCUGGUACCAGAACCGCAGGAUGAAAUGGAAAAAAAUGGUUCUUAAAGGUGGACAGGAAGCACCUACAAAACCCAAAGGUCGUCCCAAGAAGAACUCCAUCCCCACAUCAGAAGAGAUCGAAGCUGAAGAGAAGCUGAACAGCCAGGUUCAGACCCAGGAGCUCCGGGAGCCCUCCCAGGGCCUGGAGGGUCUCUGUGAUACACAGGAAGAAAAGGCACGCGGUGUCCCCGUGGAGGUGGCCAAGUCCCCAGGCCAGGCCCAGGAGUUGCCAGUAGCCUCUCCGGAACCCCCACCAUCAAGCUAAGAUAAAACUCUUGGUGGGGGGGAAGGGGGAGACUGGGAAGAAGGGAAAGAGAGAGGGCAGGGAGACCAGGGAGAAGAAAGCUGCCGAGAGCCCGAGACCUGGGGGAGAAGACCACGGCCGGCUCCCUCCCUCCUGCCCGUGGCUCUCAGCUCCAGCUUUUGAGGAAGACUUGCUCACCUUGGUCUGCUCUUCCUGAAAGGCUGCCUAAGCCACACAAGCCCUUGACUAAGGGACACAGUGCCUUGGAACUGCCGGCCCCAGUGGGGGUGACGCCGUGGAGCUGUCCGGGUCCAAGCUCCCCCUGGCAUGAUGGGGGACACUGCGACCAGCCUCGGAGCAGCUAGCCAUCAAAGCAGAGAGAGACGGAGGAGUGGGCAGCAUGCCCAGGUUCCUUGCUGACUCAGCACUUAUUUCUGUAGUUUUAAAAGAGAAUUUAAUGUUUUUGAUUGUUGUUUUUUU
Dama dama (fallow deer) is the source of this 1348-nucleotide messenger RNA. RefSeq names its product BARX homeobox 2 (gene BARX2). Gene Ontology annotation, biological process: regulation of transcription by RNA polymerase II. The coding region runs from base 53 to 889 and encodes 278 amino acids. The transcript has 4 exons. The record is from RefSeq and is a predicted model, not a curated record. Lineage: Eukaryota; Metazoa; Chordata; Mammalia; Artiodactyla; Cervidae. Gene Ontology annotation, cellular component: nucleus. Gene Ontology annotation, molecular function: DNA-binding transcription factor activity, RNA polymerase II-specific; RNA polymerase II transcription regulatory region sequence-specific DNA binding.